AUGCGUGCUGUCGGAAUCCAAGGAUCUAAAGGCCCGGCCACCUCUCUUUUUAUUGAGGAAGUCGCCACUCCUUCUCCGGGUGAAGAUGAAGUUCUUGUCCAGAUUAAAGCGUUCGGGCUGAAUCGCAUGGAUAUAUCUCAGCGUGAAGGACGAUAUCCAGUCCCACCCCACGCGGGCCCCAUUCUUGGCGUGGAGUUCUCGGGUGUCAUUGCGAGGAUUGGGGAAACAGCCGAUUCAGGUGGUUGGGCUAUUGGAGAUGAGGUUUUUGGCUUGGCAUACGGGGGAGCAUAUGCCGAAUAUAUCCGAGUUUCCAAAGACAUGAUCAUUGCUAAGCCACCUGGAUGGAGUUGGGAGCUCGCAGCGGCGAUUCCAGAGACCUGGAUGACGGCCACUCAAGCCAUUCAUCGUGUAGCGCACAUUCAGCCUGGCGACAAGGUUUUUUGGCAUGCAGGCGCCUCUUCUGUCUCUAUUGCCGGAAUUCAACUAUCGAUUGCCGCCGGGGAAUCGGCGGUGUAUACAACGGUCGGAACAGAAAAAAAGAAGGAAUUCACGAAGACCCUGGGUGCAAAACAAAGUUACAAUUAUCACACCGAGGACUGGUGCCGAGGAAUUAAAGAAGCAACAAAAGAAGCCGGGGCGAACAUCAUUGUUGACUUCAUUGGCAAAGACUACUUUACCUCAAAUAUUGAAGUGGCUGCCAAAGACGGUCAUAUUGUGUCCUUGGGCAUGUUGAGUGGAACCGAGCUCACGGAGCAACUGAACAUUGCUCCGAUUCUCCGCAAGAGACUCAACAUAUCCGGAAGUACUCUCCGUGGGCGGGAUCUCAAGUAUCAGGCUGGGCUCAUCAAGGAAAUGGCGGAGAAGGUUAUCCCUGGAAUAGAAGAUGGGAGAUUCAAUGUAACCAUCGAACGCGUGUUCUCCUGGAAGGAUGUGAUCAAAGCCCACCAGAUCAUGGAAAGCAACACGAGCAAGGGAAAGAUUGUCUGUUUGGUCGAUUAA
Penicillium odoratum is the source of this 999-nucleotide messenger RNA. Its product is annotated as NAD(P)H-quinone oxidoreductase. NCBI's taxonomy places the organism in Eukaryota, Fungi, Ascomycota, Eurotiomycetes, Eurotiales, Aspergillaceae. The transcript is spliced from 4 exons. Bases 1 to 999 code for a protein of 332 amino acids. The record is from RefSeq and is a predicted model, not a curated record. Gene Ontology annotation, molecular function: oxidoreductase activity.